Molecule: messenger RNA, 3165 nt
Organism: Neolamprologus brichardi
Lineage: Eukaryota; Metazoa; Chordata; Actinopteri; Cichliformes; Cichlidae
Source: RefSeq, a predicted model, not a curated record
UACAGUGCAAGGCAGGCAGCACAAGCGCUUCACAGUAGAUGAGCAAUAGAGAGCUAAGUUAGAGGGAUAUGUCUCCACUGUGAGCAGCAGAAAGGAAAUACUCAAAGGAAACAGGAGCUCAGCUGCUGCUGUGUUGAGAGAAGCUCAGAGGAGAGCCCAGAUCCUGUCGUGGGUAAAUCCCCCGCCGUCGACACUCGUAGCUGUAGAGUGGCACAGCGUUCACAUCCUCUCGCUCCUCAUGUUCCUGGGAGCUGAGUGGAGGGAAGGGCGAGGAGACGCAGCCUGCCAGCCGGAGCCACAAGCACCGUGAUUGGGAUGGGGCUGCACAGGAGGCUGCUUUUUGCCGUGCUCACGGUCUCGUGCGUCCUUAUCGUCUACAUUCUGGCUUUGACCCUGGAGAGGCCUCUGGUGCCUCUCUACGACUUCAUACAGAGGGCGAGCGGUACCAAACGGCCUACAGUGAAGCCUGCUCGGCCAGCCAAACCUACGGACCCUCCCUUCAUAGGAGACUCGUACAUGAGCGAAGACGUCCCUCCACAGACGGGCUGUCCCGACAGCAUCCGAAGUCGGGUGGGGAAAACUGAAUUUGGAGAGCGAUUUCUGGAAAGUAUUCCGGUUUUGCAGUGGGCCAAACACGUGACACCCGAACAGCACCGGCGUCUGAGCCGUUAUCCUGGAGCACAUGGCUGGGGAGGGAUCGAUUACGACAGUGAGAUUUUGAUUUUAUCUAAAAUGUUUUCCUUUCAUUUCAUUGAUUUUAAUAAUGAAAAUAUAAGAAAAAUAAUGCUGAUUCUAUUUACUAUGUGUCUCUGGAUUGUUGUGGUCUUCAGGACCAACGGGGCAAUCAUCAAGGGCUUUGAGGAGGACGUGGGGUCUCGGACCACCCACUACACGUUCUCCACAAACACGCUGAUGAAUUCCAUGUUGAGCUACGCAGGUAUCGGGUACAGACGACCCCCCGUGUCUAAGGAAACGCGGUACAUUUUCCUGCCGGAUCACGACCGAGAUUACCUGCUGAUGAAAGCGGCGGCGACGCACACCCUGGUGGACAGGGGGCGUGAGAAGGGCAAAAAUCCAGUGAAGUACUUUGGUGAGGACGUGUCAGCAGAGAAGUUGAAGAUGUACCAUCCUGAUUUCAUCCGUUACCUCAGAAACAGAUUCCUCAGAUCCAGCACUCUGAAAACCAGAUUCAAAGACAUCUACCGUCCAUCAACCGGUGCCACAAUGCUGCUGGCGGCGCUGCACACCUGUGAUCAGGUAAGUGCGUACGGCUUCAUGACCCCAGACUACAAGAAAUACUCUGACCACUAUUACGACAAAAACUAUCACCCUGUGGGCUUCUUCGCCAACCACGACCUGCGUAUGGAGAUGAAUCUGUGGCAGCAGCUGCACAAGGCCGGCCUCAUGCGGCUCUACAUGCGCAACUAAACGAGGAUGAUGAGAAAUUUCAUCACUCCGUCUGCACGCGGAUCACCAGCGGAGGCGGGAUGUGCAGAAACGUGGGACUGUGCCCGUCUCCAAAUGACACAAGUUUCUGAAAUAAACACAAAACCAGCAGAUGAUUUAUUUUCAUGAAGGAAAUGAUGAUAAAUUUGAUUUCUAAAAGACAGCUGCUGUUAUUGUUCAGCAGAGAUCACAGUUAUGGGACUAGUAUUUGUUUUGCCUCUUUUUAAAGGAACCUUUCUGUCCUGGGAAGCAUUAUUUUGGUGACUGGUAGGAAAAUGGAUCCUAUUAUGUUAAUUUAAAAGAUUAAAGGGCCCGCUGGUCUGGGCCACGCAAUCCUGUGACGGUAAAUCAAACGGUGUAAGCUGUGAGUCACAAUCUCUAAGAUACUGUCAGACUGUUAAGAUGCUUUCAACAACCUCAAAGGGGAGCUCUUCUUCUCCUCCUCCUCCUCAUCUUCUGUCAUACACGGGCUCUUCCAGUGUUUCACUUACCUGCUGGUUAAACCAUCUGUUUAUGAGGGGCAACCAAUAAGAAGAAAGUAAGCUAACGUGGUUCAUUUCAAACAGAGAAUAAACUGAGAUUUACUUUGAACUGUGCUCCUCUGGUAGAGUUCAAAAUCAUGACUGUAAAUCUGGGAAUCGGCAGAAUUGAUCAGCUUUAGUUGGAGUUGAAACACUCCAGAUAUGCUAAUUCUUUUAAGUGUUAUUUCCUCUCUUUGAAUAGAUGGGCACAGAUUCUUGUCUAGUUAAAGAGGGAACUGAUUUGCUAUUGUAAAAGUUUAUAAUUGUUUUAAAAUGAUUUCAUUAUCUCUGCAGACAAUCUGUGGUGAUUUAUGGUAAUAUUUGGCUUUCCUGUGAACCUUUCUGCUGCUGCUACAAGCUGAACUGGAAAUUGUCCCGUCUGUCUUGUUAUGUAUUUAUUUUUAAACCAGCAAACCACCAAAAAAAUGUUUACUCUGAGAACUUUAGAUCGUAUCAUACAAUCGGUCUCUGGCAAAGCUCAAGUUAUUAUUGUUUGACGCAGCAAGAGCGCUCUCGAGUUGGCAACGCGCUUAAAAUAUCCCGUCCCUGCCCUAAGCGAGCGGCCUGAGCACUGCUGGCAGUGACCACGGCCCAUUUUUAUAUGUUUUCUUUUUUUCUGUGUGAGUUUACUGUGGAAUGAAAAGGGAAAUAAUUCACUGACUGUGACUUUAAAGCUCACAAAAAAAUUAAGUAUUUAGUUUAAGGGACGUAAUUUAUUCUCUUGUUUUAAACAUAUUUUAAUUUCUUUUUUUUAACACUUAACUACAUUUUGUGGCCUCUACUGGACUUUCAGUGCCUUCAAUGUGAAACAGCAGUUUAGUUAAUUACUGUAAGAACUGAACUUUAUUGCCAGACUCCUUCAGCUCUGACUCAUCAGCUUCUGUCUCUGAACUGACCGUGGGGGCUCUGCCCUCGACUACAUGGAUGUACUGUCUUCAAGCUUAAAGGGGAUUUUAUUGUAUUUUAUUAACAAUACUACAAGUUUGAAGUGGAAGGAAGGUAACCAAACCAAAAACCGUCACAUCAGGGAACGUGUGUAUUUAAAAAUUAGCCUUCUGUGUUAUUAAAUCAGUGCAGAAAAAGCAAUGCAAUAUUUCCAGCAUUUCUGCAAACUGUCGAGGGGAAGGGGACUUCUGGUUUAUAUACGGUGCAAUGAUUGAUUGUGAUUUUUAAAAAAAUUAAAUCCAUAUCUCAGUGA